This is a messenger RNA of Nylanderia fulva, 2222 nucleotides long. RefSeq names its product hexokinase-2. NCBI's taxonomy places the organism in Eukaryota, Metazoa, Arthropoda, Insecta, Hymenoptera, Formicidae. The record is from RefSeq and is a predicted model, not a curated record. Gene Ontology annotation, biological process: glycolytic process; carbohydrate phosphorylation; intracellular glucose homeostasis. Gene Ontology annotation, molecular function: ATP binding; glucokinase activity; fructokinase activity. Gene Ontology annotation, cellular component: mitochondrion; cytosol.
GUGACGUACGCCGCGUCAGUAGUGGUAGAUCUCGCGAGCCGGCCGGUUGGUUGAUCGCGCGAUACACGGGGGAAGCUCGUCCGGAGGCACGACCAGUCGUCGCUCGGCCGUGGCGGGUGUAUUUCACCAUCGGUCUCGCAUCCGCGUUUGUGUUACAUCGAGGAGGAGAUCAGCCCCGACGUCACUCGUCUCAUCAGGACCGACUUUGAAGGAGGAAGCGCGUAUACAGGGUCGUCUCAGAAAUUCGAUAAGCUUUCGACAUGGUUGUACCAAAGGAUCGUGCGCUCCACGAGGCGAUUCAAGUAUCGCCCCUGAUACUUUCCGACGAUGUUAGACGACAAAAAAUUGAGAAUCAAACGGCGAAGAUGCGAUUUUCCGCGGCAACCGCCCGGAAAAUACAGGACGUCUUUAUUUCAGAAAUGAAUAAGGGAAUCCAUCAGCAAUCUUCCUCGUUACAAAUGGAGAACACCUAUAUACCGGAACUGCUCGAUGGAACAGAGGAAGGUCUCUAUUUGGCGCUCGAUCUCGGUGGAACCAACUUUCGUGUACUCCUGUUGGAAUUGGCUCACGGUGCUCCCAUACGACAGGAAGUGAAGCGAUAUUACAUCGGACCCGAGUUAAGGGUCGGCUCGACAAUCCCUCUGUUUAAUUAUCUGGCUGAAUGUGUCAGUGAUUUCGUCAUCGCACAGGGUCUUCAGGACGUAGAGCUUCCUCUCGGUUUCACAUUCUCGUUUCCGAUGAUCCAACACUCGCUGGACGUCGGUAUUCUCGUUACGUGGACCAAGACUUUCAACUGUCCGGAUGCCGUGAAUAAGGACAUCGUGAAACUUUUGCGAGAGGCCCUGGACCGACGAGGUGACACGAAAGUGAAGGUCGUGGCGGUUCUGAACGACACCACGGGUACCUUGGUGCAGGGUUCAACGCUGGAUCAUAAUGUAGCGAUCGGACUUAUCCUGGGAACCGGCAGCAACGCCUGCUAUUUGGAACGAGCUGACCGGGUUGAACAUUGGGAAACCGAGAGACACGGCGAGAGAGAAGUCAUCAUUGAUAUCGAGUGGGGUGCAUUUGGCGACAACGGUGUUUUGGAUUUCAUCAAAACGGAUUUCGAUCGCGAGAACGAUGCCAAUUCUCUUAUCGUGAAUUCGUUUACAUUUGAAAAGUACAUUGCUGGCAAAUAUCUUGGUGAAGUGGUGCGCGUGAUACUUGCGAAGUUGACCAAAGAGGGGCUUUUGUUUGUAGGAGAAACCGCAACACAAAGACUCUUCACACCUGGCACCCUUACUACCGAUCUGGUAUCGCAAAUUGAACAAGACUCGGUGGAUGGCGGUAAUAGCAACACGAAGGAGGUCAUCAAGAAAUUUGGCAUCAUUCCUGAUGAGGACGACAUCAAUGUCGUUCAAUACGUGUGCGAGGUCGCCUCUAAUCGCGCGGCUCUUUUGGUAUCGAUAUGCAUCGCGAGUUUGCUGGACCGUAUUGAUAAGGAACAAGUUACAGUUGCCGUAGAUGGAUCCCUCUACAAGCAUCAUCCUCGAUUAGAGACCUGGAUGAAGCAAUAUAUCUCGUUACUUACUUCAGGACGACAGUUCAAAUUAAUCCACGCGGAAGAUGGAAGCGGCAAGGGUGCAGCGCUCGUAUCUGCUAUUGCGCAAAGACUCAAGAAGCGAUUACAAUAAUCGUAAGAAUACACUACAGCGUCCGCUUGUUGUCGCAAUCAUCAUUAUCAUCGCGAAACAAUUUGCGAUUCAUCGAUAGCCAUAUGAGUUAUAGAAAUAUUCCGUGAACAGCUCCUGAAUUACAUAACUACGUUAGUAUCCGUAAAAAAAAUAUCAAUCUUAAUGCUUACAUCGGAUUGUACUGAAUUGUACAGGUGUCAAUUGAAAUCAAUCUAGACGUUACGGAAUUGCAUUAGAAAUAGCUUGCACAAGAUGUUAAAAAGAUAGGGGUAUCGAUCGACCGAACGAUAUGCGGGAAACGUGUGCGCGCGUGUGCCAUUUUAGAAAAAUAAAUACAUGUUCCUCAUGUAUAACCAGAGGAAGAGAAUUACAAGAGACGGAUUAUCAACAAAUUGAAAUGUAAAGAAUGAUAUUAUUUAUUUAAUGAAAGUGCAAUUGGAACGUAUACGCGUUUGCAAAGUUGAAAAGUUGUUGCGUAUUGUAAAUGUUCUUUUUUGUACAAAAGAUGUCAAGUUGUUAUAAUAAAAUGUUAGCAAAAGUUGAUUCUUA